Rhagoletis pomonella (apple maggot) is the source of this 1999-nucleotide messenger RNA. RefSeq lists its product as uncharacterized. Gene Ontology annotation, molecular function: zinc ion binding; nucleic acid binding. Bases 552 to 1904 code for a protein of 450 amino acids. The transcript is spliced from 2 exons. The record is from RefSeq and is a predicted model, not a curated record. NCBI's taxonomy places the organism in Eukaryota, Metazoa, Arthropoda, Insecta, Diptera, Tephritidae.
UUGGGUUUUGGGACUUAAACAUUGGUCCAUGUCGAGCCGGAUAGGAGCUAGUGCAAUCGGAGAUUGUUCCUUUACAUUGUGCUAAGCCAAAAUUGUUGGUAUAUGAAAUAGGAGCUAGACAUGCAUACAUACAAAUUACAAAGAGCUGCUUUCAAUAGUUUCCUGUGAGCAGGAAUGAGCUAGAAAUACAUGUAUUGAGCUAGAUAAAAUGCAAAGCUUACCUAAGGGUUAAAGUACAACAGAGCUAAUGAGCAUGGUGAAACUCGUUUAUAUAAGCGAGAUAGAGCGAGAAAAAUAUAGAGACAAAGGGCUAAGAGUUUGCGAUAUAAUGAUGAAAUUCGAAACUUCCAAUAAGAGCGUAUGGUGUGGUGAAUAGAAGGUGCUAGAAAUUAACGUAUGUACGUCUGCUUGAAUGAAGCGAUUUGUGUAAAGACGUAACGAGCUUUAUUACGCAGAAAGUCUUUGUGAAGUGAAGAUUGAAAAGCGAGACUAUUUGAUUAAGAGUAAAAAACUAUUUUUAAAUUGCCGGUACAUUGUAGUAAAAAUACAGGAUGGCGAAAGUCGAGAUGCUGUCGGUGUGUGUUCGGGCCAUUGAACGAGCAGCUGCAUAUGUGCGGAGUGAGGAGUUUGCUUCUGUUACGCAUCCCGGUGCUAGUGCGCGUUUAGAAGUAUUAGAAGGGAGGUGGAAACAGUGCAUGGCUUUGCAUGAUGAGCUAGUACUAGAUGUGAAAGAGGGUGACAAGACUAAAAAUUAUGAUGUAGAGCUAGAGAAAGCCGAAGAAGGUUAUUUUGAAGCCCGUGCUGCGCUGCAGGGUAAAAUAAAUGAGCUAUGUCCAACUCCAGUGCCUGUCAAUGCGCCAGCAAAUAUUCAAGUGGAGCUGCAAUAUCCACAACGGCAGAUGGAUUUGAAAAACAAUUGGGGCGAGUUUGAUGGCGCUUUGACAAAAUGGAAGGGGUUUCAUGACCGAUUUAAGGCUGCUGUGCACGAUAAUGAGCAAGUUGCGCCAGCAUUUAAGUUUACUUAUUUGCAGAAGUCGCUAGUGGGCAAGGCCGCACGUACCUUGGGCGAGUGGCAGUUGACCGAUGAGAAUUAUCAUGAAGCUUGGGAGCGAUUAAAACAGCUGUAUGAUAAGAAAUACCACACGUGCCGUGAGUAUUUGCGUCAAUUUUAUAGAUUGCCUUUUUUGGAGCGUGCAUCUUCGGAUGCACUUCAGCGUAUGGCGAAUGUCACUCAUGAGACAUUACGCCAGUUGCGGGCACAGGGGUUGCCGGUUGAGCAUUGGGAUAUGAUUGUUGUGCAUAAUUUACAUGAGCGCCUAGAUGAAGAAACUGGCAAAGCAUGUGAACUUCAGCGGCAAUCCGAAACGCCAACAGCAGCUGAAAUACUCACGUUCCUAGAUAAGCAGGCUGCCGCUUCCUCACAUCAAGCGGAUAAUCGUCGUGCACGAGAGGCUAGUGCAGCUUCGACGACAACACGUGCUAGCCAAAUUAAGAGGGCUCACCAAGGGGCUAGCAAUGGAGCGAGUACGACCAGAGCUAGCAUUGGGCAGAAGAGCAACGAGCGAGAGAAGAAAACAUAUCCGUGCCAUCUAUGUAAAGGAGAUCAUGGGCUCUACAAAUGCCCAGAUUUCUUGAGCUUGAAUUUGCGGUCACGCAAGGCAUACGUAGAGCGGCAUAAGUUAUGUCCAAAUUGUUUUAAGCAGGGGCAUGCUGCAAAGGAUUGUUACUCAGGACCUUGCAAUCGCUGUCCGGGUAAAAUUCUUCAUAAUAGCGUUUUGUGCCCAACCAGGGAAGUCAACAAACAUUUGAUGCUGGUGCAGGACAAAGGUAAUCCUAACAGAGCUAGUAGCCCAUCAAAGUCGGUAGUGAAACGCAAACCGGAGAAUGGCAACAUGACGUUCUGACAAGCAAGUAAACGAAGCAGGACGGAGCUAGGAGCAGAUGAGGUAAUGGAACUUAAUGUGUUAGAGCAUAGUAGUAAUAAACAGGCAGAAGUGCA